AUGUCAACCAUCCUCGUGAAGGGCAAAUACAAGGACUGCAGUAAAGUUGGAUUAAACCCCUUCUGCAAACUUAACCCGGCACCAGAAGCCAAAUCUGUUUUCUGGAAAGCCAAGUAUGAUCAUGAAGCUGCCAAGAAGGCUAGAGCCGCUGCCAUGGCCGCCAGGAAAACAACCCGGAAGCCAAAGAAGAAGACUGCAUUUGACUUAUUCCACCUGGAUGAUGCUUCUGAGUCGGAGUGGUCAAGCAAAGUCCAAGAAAGCCAAGCGCCAGAAGACUCGGCUGUCCAUGCUCAAUUGGACCCUCCUGAGCCGUCAGCUGACGAAACCAUUGUCGAUCCAUCCACCGUCAGGCUGCCUGGUUCAGCUAACCCGCCAACGUCUCCUGACCAUGACGUUCUGAUCACUGGCAGCAGAUUCAUUGAGCCAGGUAAUCCAACAGUGCUGGCUAGGAACUCUGCCAAACAAGAGGCCUUGGAAAGGCAGAAAGUACGGUUUGAUGUCUCUCACUAUGCUCACCUGAACGUUAGUGACGUGUUGUCCGACUAUCUCAGUCAUGUGCAUUCCAGCCGUGACUCGGAAAUUGAGAUGGUCAAGCAAUUGCAACUAAAAUAUGAGACUGCCCUAACUGAAUUGGGCUCUCAAUUGACGGAUGCAAAGACCCGGCUGGCAGAUCAAGAGGCAGAGAUAAAGACUGCUAACUCCAAACUCCAAUUGAGUCUAUCUGAAACUGAAAAAUUGAAGACCAGUUUGACUGAGAAGAAGAAAUCCUGGGCCGAUGAGAAGACCUUGCUGGUACAACGUGCCGAGGCAGCAGAGGCGGCUCUUGAGGAGGUUACCACGGAGCUCACCAGCUUAAAAAACCGUGUGUCUCAAAUGGUCUCUGCCAUCUUCGGUCCACGGAGUAACAAUCUGAGUCCAAACAGUGUGAUAAAACUGAAGGCGGUUUAUACCUUGGUGGAGCAACUGUACACUGGGGCUCAACGGGCACUUGUUACUAUCUUCCCUGCCAAUCAAGGACCCAACCAUUUGAGUGAUGUUUUGAAGAAGCUAUCCAUCUUACCUGCCAGAUUUCAAGAGGUCAAAAGGUCUUGUGCAAGAGCCGGAGCCCUGACUGCCCUGAGCCGUUCCAAAGCCUGGGUGCCGGAUUUAGACCCGGUGGACGUGGCCAAAGGGUACCCUACCAUGAAGGAAGACGGGACUCCGUUUGAGCAAGAUGACUUUAUUGCCUGUGUGAGGGGAGUUCGUCCUCAGGCUACCAUCUCUUGGUGAGGAGACCAACAUCGACAAAUAUCAGCCGAGUUCUGAUAUGGAGAAUAAGAAGAUGGCGACUCCCUCUUAUAAAGUGACGUAUCUAAUCCCGCCGGUUCGUCAACACACUUUUGCCCCGGAAAUUGACUCGGCCGGUCUAAUUGACGAUGAGUCUGAGUUCAUUGCUCUGAACGGCUUUGACUGGUCCAAUCCCAGCUUCCAAACAAUGGAGGGAGGUGAGCCAGCCAGGGAGGAGUCAUAACCAUCUGAAUAAUCCAACUUUUUCGCUUAAGACCUUCUUAAGAGAGAAAACAGUCUAACCUUUUGGGCUCUCAAUGCCUUGUAAUAGGUUAGUUUGAAAACUGCAUAUUUUGCCUAUGCCAUCGUGCAUAGAAUGCUGCAUAUGACCUUUUGCCCAUGAUGUCAAUAUAUGCAUUAUAUCCAUGGUCGCAUCUGUAGUGUUUGAAUCUGUUCUUGUAAAAGAUGAAAAAACUGUCCUGGCGGUUUAGCACCGGACGGGUCAAAACACCCGAUAUAUGACUAUGAAAUUAUCACAGUGGAAAAACAGAACCAAAUGUAAGAUAAACAAGACUGAAAAAACCUUUGACUAACGAAAAAACAUAGAGAAGUCUGUUCAUGAAUGACACUGUCAUACCUGUGUUCUUUGAAUCUGGACUGCCGAUUUACAUGACCCUGCUGAUGAGGUUGAUAACCCAAUCUUUUUUAGAAGUCAAUACUUCCAUAUGUCUGAUGACUGUUAUGCCUUGGCGACUCAUUGUCAAAUAACCGAGCCGGUUUAAUUUGAAAUCAUACUGACAGUUAGAUUUGAGACGAUAAAAAACAGUAAGACAAAACACUAGGCUUCAGACAAUAUAAAUCAAACAUUAAAUAAAAACUGGAGGCUUCUGAUUGGAAUAUGAUCAGUAAACCGGACAAAAGGGGUUAAGCUAAGAUUCGAAUACGAUCAUAUAGCCCCAAGUG
Triticum urartu is the source of this 2229-nucleotide messenger RNA. NCBI's taxonomy places the organism in Eukaryota, Viridiplantae, Streptophyta, Magnoliopsida, Poales, Poaceae. The record is from RefSeq and is a predicted model, not a curated record.